This is a messenger RNA of Epithele typhae, 1515 nucleotides long. RefSeq lists its product as uncharacterized. Gene Ontology annotation, molecular function: phospholipid binding. Gene Ontology annotation, biological process: vacuole fusion, non-autophagic. The transcript has 7 exons. The record is from RefSeq and is a predicted model, not a curated record. Lineage: Eukaryota; Fungi; Basidiomycota; Agaricomycetes; Polyporales; Epitheliaceae. Gene Ontology annotation, cellular component: fungal-type vacuole membrane. Bases 1 to 1515 code for a protein of 504 amino acids.
AUGCCCCGCGUACGCUCUCUCCGCACCAAGACCCUCUCCUCGAAGCGUGAUGUGUCCCCUGGCCCUCCCUCUCCCACAUUUACCGAGACGACGAACGCUUCCGUCCUCAACUUUGGUCCCGAAGGCCCAGAGAAGAUUAUAACUCGUGCGGACCUCAAGGCUGGCCUACAGUCCUACGAUGACCUUCUGAAUAAGUGCGCGACGUACCGUGCUGCACUUCUGAACAUGGCUAGGGCAACGGCAGGCUUUGCGGAUGCGAUGGAAAUAUGCUCGGGGCUCAAGGGCCCAACCUACGAGUCUGGGACCCGGAUGCAGGCAGCGGCGGGCCUGCACCAUCUCAUGGGCAAUCACUAUCAUGUCAUGGCGGAAACGCUCGACAAGCAGUUCGAGAAACCGCUCCGGCAACACCUGGAGAAUUACCGCACGGUUGUCACGGAUCGAUCCAACGGAUACGAGAAAGCUCUGCGGGAGAGGAGCAAAAUUAUCCGCCAAACCGAAAUGGGUAACAUGAAGCAGAAGGGCAGAAACCUUCAGUCAUUCCGCGAAGCAUUGGUUGUCUUGCAGCGACAAGUCGACGAGCUCGAUGAGCUAAAGGCCAGCCAUUAUCAGGAGAUUGUUGAGCACGAAGAGGAGGUGUGGGACUUCGUACAAGGGAAAGUCUGCCUGGUCGUGCGAUCCACAAUGGAUGUGUUUGACAGGCUUACCUCUAAAGCCUCUGAUCCUGUGAUAGAGCCAAUGCUGCAAACGAUACCCGACCCCUUCGAUUCCUACGGUCCGCCUCCCGCGGAGGACCAGAUCUUCACCAUCCUCCCUCCCUUGUCUGUCAUCGCCAACAACGCUUCAACAGCCCCGAGUCCCUUGUCCGCGUCUACCCCCGAACUUGAAAGCAGUGAUGGGCUUCCCUCAAGCAAGAACUCCUGGUCGAGCACAGGGGGCUUCUUCCCUGAUACCGCUGCGGCUUGGGCCGAUGUGCCGUCGAAUUCACCACCAGCAAGCACAGGCACUGCGUCUGGCACUACAUCUCCGGUGCGCUCCGCUUCGCCUCCAGCUAUACGACUCGCAGGUCCCACCAAGCGACACUCCCACCCCUCCGCAUCCUACUCCCACCACUCCCGCAAGUCGGAAUCCAAACUCCGCAGCGUCCUCUCCGUUCUUGACGAGGACGUGUCCGGUGGCGCAUCCCGCACCCCACGACCAAACGGCACCGCAGUCGACGGCGAAGAAGGCCACGCAAGAACCCUCUCCACAGAUUCUGGCGUAAGCCUCUCGUCCUCAAGCGGCAAGUCCCCCGACUAUGGCCAGUCCGACGCCGCCGUGUGGGCGAGCAAGCUCCCAGAUACUUUCGGCGGACCGGAUGGGGGCAUGGAGAGCGUAGGCGGUGAGGACACUACUCCACGUAACACACUCCGAGUGCGCACCCAGUCCCCAGGGAUGCCGUCCUUCGAGUCCCCCGAGCGUAGCCGGAGCCCGCACUCGGACGACACGGCUAUCCCUUCACCCGUGCCUUCCUCAUGA